Molecule: messenger RNA, 5224 nt
Organism: Hippopotamus amphibius kiboko
Lineage: Eukaryota; Metazoa; Chordata; Mammalia; Artiodactyla; Hippopotamidae
Gene: LRRCC1
Product: leucine rich repeat and coiled-coil centrosomal protein 1
Exons: 17
Coding region: 1893-4613 (906 amino acids)
Cellular component (GO): cytoplasm; centrosome
Molecular function (GO): protein binding
Source: RefSeq, a predicted model, not a curated record
AUCUCCAAAAAAUAGAAACUACCCACUUGUCUAUCACCUGGUAAAUGGGUAAACAAAUUGUGAUACAUCUACAGGGUGGAAUACUACUUGGCAAUAAAAAGGAAGGAACUGUGGAUAUAUGUAGCAAUAUAGAUAAAUCUAAAAAGAACUAUGCUAAGUGAAAGGAGCCAGACACAAAAAAUUACACUAUGUGAUUCCAUUAUAUGACAUUCUGACAAAGGCAAAGAUACAGGGGCAGAAAUGAGAUCAUUAAUUGCCAGGGGUUGAAGAUGAGGAGAGAAGAUUGAUUUACCUAGGGACACAGUGAUUUGGAUGAUGAAAAUGUUCUGUAUCUCCAUUGCAGGGUUUAUAUAACCGUGUUUGUUAAAGCACAUUGAGCUCUACUGUGUAUAUUUUCUAUACAGAAAAUAUAAUUAGCAAACCUAUGAGUUCUAAUAGAUAAUUGUUUAGAAUGAUGAUAUUUUAUAUGUUCAGAAACACUUCAAUAAGUAAAUAAUGACAGUUCAUAUGAUUAAGAACAUGCAAAGACACUAAGGUGUGAUCAAGCUUGCCAUGAUUCAGGAACAGAAAGAAGCCUGCUGUGGCUACAGCAUAGCUUCAGCUUCAAAAACAGGGUAAAAAGUUUGCAUGUUAUUCUAAGUACAGUAGGAAGCCAUUGGAAGGCUUUAAACAAGUAAGUGACUUAAUACAUCUGUUUAAAGGAUCACUUUGGCUACUGAGUGGGUGAAGAAUGGACUUUAAUAGGAUAGGAGUGAAAAUCAGGUGACCAGUUAGGAAGCCGAUUCAAUUGUCUGGGUGAGAGAUGAUGGAGACUUGGACUAGAAUGGAAAUAGUGUAGAGGAGUAAAUACAUAGGUUUUGCAUGUGAAGUUCAUAGGACUUGCUGAUGGACUGAGAUGAGGAAAUGCAAGGAAAAGGAAUCAAAGAUAAGUUUUCUUUGUAGUAACAGGUGGAUAAUGGUACUGUUUUCUCACAUGGGGAAGAUUGAAGGAAGAACAGGUUUAGAAAUGAAAGGGUAAGAAUUAAGGAUUCUAUCUUAAAUUUGAGACCCCUAUUAGAUAUUUGUGUGUGUGUACGUGUAUGAUCUGCAGUUUUGGGGUAGGGCAUCAUGGUUAGUGUUGUAGAUUUGGCACAUCAGUUCUGCGGUUGUCGUGACACUGUGGGAGAUUCUGGAGAGUAUAUGGAUGGAGAAGAGGAACCAGGAAUGAGCACUGGGGCACUUUAAAAUCGAAACAUAAAAGGGACAUGAAGUUGCAACAUAAGGGAAAGAACCAGUAACAUGGAACCGGAAGUUAGAAGUGUGGUACUAAGAAGUGCUGAGUACUCAUAAGAAUGUAUGACAAGAAGUCUGAUCUUGUAGUGAGUGGUCAAAGAAGACUUCUCUGAGGGUGUGACAGGUGAACAGAAGUCAGUGAUAAGGACUAUGAAGAAAAUAAAAGAGGCAACCCUGUAAAAAAGAUGAGUAGAAGUUAGCCAGAUGAGGAUCUUUGAGGAGAGAAGAGUAUUCCAGUCAGGUUGAAGACAUUGAAGAAAAAAAAAGGUGAGUAAAGUUGAAUUUGUAUAUAAAGAGUACUAAACUAGGCAAAAUUGAAAAAUAAGACCUUCAGUGGAACAGUGUAGAGUACAUCUCAGAAUGGUCUUUCCAAAAGAAGGAAGGCUAGGGCAUUUAGCCACGGAUGAUUCUCCUUUUGUUAAGGGGUUCCUGGAGGUGUUAACUCCCUCACUCUUCUGGGCUGAACCCUUGCUGAACAAACUCCAUUUUGAAGAACAUUCUGAGGCAUGUGCUCUGUCCACCUCAGCUGCAGCUGAGAUCAGGCCGGCCAAGGAGAUGAGCCAGGCUCCAGUAGCCUCUGUUACAAACCUAGUUUCUGAUAUUAACAGGCUCUAGGUUUGAUGCCCCUUCAUGGAAUUAAACAUAAACUUAGAUAUAUUGAACUACAUAGUAAUUGUAUAGAUAGUAUCCAUCACCUACUUCAAUGUACAGUAGGAUUGCACUUCUUGACUAAUCUUAUUUUGGAGAAAAAUGGAGAAGAUAAUCCUGUCUGUCAUUUACCAGGGUACAGAGCAAUUAUGCUCCAGACUUUGCCACAGCUUAGAAUCCUAGAUUGUAAGAACAUUUUUGGUGAACCAGUAAAUGUGGCAGAAGUAAACUCAUCAGGUCUACAGUGCUUUGAAGGUCUUUUGGAUAAUUUAGUUUCUUCUGACUCUCCCCUAAAUAUAAGUGAAGAUGAGAUCAUUGACGGUAUGCCAGUGGUAACACCACCUAUUGAUGAGAUAGCUCCCUUGGAUCAGUUUACAAGUACACCAACGGAUACUGGUUUGACAUCCUUUAUAUCUGUGUGUCCCUCUUCUGAGCCAGAGAAAGUUAAUCAUGAAAAUGAUUUUCAGAAUGAGAUGAAACUUCAGAAAUUAGAUGAUCAAAUUUUACAGCUUCUCAGUGAAACUUCUAAUUCUUUAAUAGAUAAAGUUCCUGAGAAAGAUCUCAGACCAAAAAGAGAUACAGAUGUGACAUCUGAAAGUGACUAUGGAAACAGAAAAGAAUGCAGUAGAAAAAUUCCUCGAAGAUCAAAAAUCCCAUAUUAUUCCAAAACUAUUCAAACUAUUAAGCACCACAGUAAAAACAACAGUGCUUUUAUAAGUUGUAAUCGUAAAAUGAAACAACCUUUCUUUAAAGAAUUAUAUGUAAGCUCAUCUUUAGUGAACAGUAAUACAUUAGAAGAAUCAGAAAAGCAGAAGACUGAAAUAAUUAAAGUAAACAACGGUAGCUCAGAAAAUGCCACUUACCGGGCACUUGUUGAGGAAUUAGACCAAGAGAGAGAGAAGAGAUGGAAAGCUGAACAAACUGAAAAGAAACUUAUGGAUUAUAUUGAUGAACUGCAUAAACAUGCAAAUGAAAAAAAAGAUAUUCAUAGCCUGGCUCUUCUGACUACAGAUAGGCUGAAGGAAAUUAUUUUUAAAGAGAGAAAUUCCAAACUACAACUCGAAAUUAUGGUUCACAGACUUCAAAAUGAAAUUAAAAAACUCAGUAUUGAAUUACUUAAAGCAAGAGAUCAACAAGAGGAUCACAUUAGACACUUAAGAACCCUGGAAAAAGCAUUAGAAAAAAUGGAGAGGCAAAAAGGGCAACAGCAAGCAGCACAGAUGAGACUUAUCCAGGAGGUGGAACUCAAAGCUGCAGCUGCUGAUAGAGAAAUAAACUUACUUAGAACUUCUCUUGAUCAAGAAAAGGAACAGGUGCAACAACUUCAUGAACUUCUUGCAUUGAAAGAACAAGAACACAGGAAAGACCUUGAAACAAGGGAGUUUUUUAGUGAAGCUGAGUUCCAGGAAGCGUUAGCUAAAGAAAUUGCUAAAGAAGAGAGAAAACAUGAGCAAGUUAUAAAAGAAUACCAAGACAGAAUUGAUGGAUUAAACCAACAGUAUAUGGAUUUAGAAAAUGAAUUCCGUAUUGCUCUAACUGUUGAAGCCAGAAGAUUUAAAGAUGUUAAAGAUGGUUUUGAAAAUGUUGCAACCGAAUUAGCAAAGAGCAAGCAUGCUCUUGUUUGGGCUCAAAGAAAAGAAAAUGAGUCUUCCUCUUUAAUUAAAGAUCUAACCAGUAUGGUGAAAGAACAAAAAACAAAACUUGCAGAAGUUUCUAAAUUGAAACAGGAAACAGCAACAAAUUUACAGAAUCAGAUCAACACACUUGAGAUUUUAAUUGAAGAUGACAAGCAGAAGAGUAUUCAAAUAGAACUUCUCAAGCAUGAAAAAAUGCAGCUUAUUUCCGAGCUAGCAGCCAAGGAGUCGCUAAUUUAUGGUUUAAGGACAGAAAGAAAAGUGUGGGGACAUGAGUUGGCACAACAGGGAUCUUCUCUAGCCCAAAAUCACGGGCGACUAGAGGCUCAAAUUGAAAGUUUGUGUAGGGAGAAUGAAUCUCUGCGAAAAGCAAGUGAACGUGAUAAUGACACAUUAAGAAUUAAGUGCAAAAUCAUAGAAGACCAGACUGAAACCAUUGGAAAAUUAAAAGAGUGUUUACAGGAAAGAGAGGAACAAAUCAAAAUAUUACAUGAAAAGAUCACUGAAGUACAAAAAUGUACUCAAGAACAACUUGAUGAAAAAUCUUCACAACUGGAUGAAAUAGUUGAGAAACUAGAAAGACACAAUGAAAGAAAAGAAAAACUAAAACAGCAGUUGAAAGUAAAGGAAUUAGAACUUGAAGAAAUUAGAAAAGCUUACAGUACUCUUAAUCAGAAGUGGCAUGAUAAAGGAGAACUUCUAUGUCAUCUUGAAAUGCAAGUAAAAGAAGUGAAAGAAAACUUUGAAAACAAAGAAAGGAAACUUAAAGCAGAAAGAGACAAAAGUAUUGAACUGCAAAAGAAUGCAAUGGAAAAGCUUCAUAGUAUGGAUGAUGCCUUUAAAAAACAAGUUGAUGCAAUUGUUGAAGCUCAUCAAGCUGAAAUAAUACAACUGGCAAGUGAAAAGCAGAAAUGUAUUGAUUCUGCAAAUUUAAAGGUUCAUAAAGUUGAAGAAGAAAUGCGUGGACUUCUGGAAGAAACAUGCAAGAACAAAAAGGCAAUGGAAACAAAAAUUAAGCAACUUGCUUUUGCUUUAAAUCAAAUUCAGCAAGAAAUGUGAUUGUUCUGAGAAGGAAUUUAAUUGAAAUGAACCAGCAGACCUAUUGUAAAAAUGAUUAAAUAUUGUAAUAGUAGUAAUUGCUAUGACUUUGAAAUGUCUCUUUCUACACAUUUCAUCCUGAUUAUAUUUUAAAAGACUUUUGAUCAAGUAUUUAUUAAUUGUAUAUGUAGGUUUUUUAUAAUAAAUUGUUGACAAUUAUGUGUAUUAGAAAAACCUAUCAAAAUAACUAGAUUUAAAACACUUUUUCUUGUUUCUGUAUACAUUGUUUAGUAAUUACACAUUUGCCUACAAAUAUGUUAAUGAAAAUUCAGAUUAGUAUUUUGACUAUAUGAGGGAAAGUAUUUUAAUAUUGUUGUUAAACUUACUGUGUUGAUGAAAAACUGAUUAUAUUUAUUGGCUGUCCUUUAGCUGAUGUAGCUCCAGUCUUUUAAAAUGCUCAUAAAUGUAGCCAAAAAAUAUUUUAAGUCUGUAUAAGAGAUGUGGCAUUUUUAAGAAUGCUUAUGUAUGCAUCUCCACAUCACUCAUAAUGACCCCCUUUUAUAUAAUGCAUAUGACUUUUUCAUUAAAAAUUUUAUUUAAGGUUUUAUAAACAUUGUCUGUUCCUCAAGAGG